This is a messenger RNA of Gavia stellata (red-throated loon), 2175 nucleotides long. It is a transcript of the gene KCNC4, whose product is annotated as potassium voltage-gated channel subfamily C member 4. The transcript has 5 exons. Gene Ontology annotation, cellular component: axon; neuronal cell body membrane; voltage-gated potassium channel complex. NCBI's taxonomy places the organism in Eukaryota, Metazoa, Chordata, Aves, Gaviiformes, Gaviidae. Bases 1 to 2175 code for a protein of 724 amino acids. Gene Ontology annotation, biological process: protein homooligomerization; potassium ion transmembrane transport. Gene Ontology annotation, molecular function: protein binding; delayed rectifier potassium channel activity. The record is from RefSeq and is a predicted model, not a curated record.
AUGCAAGGCUCGAUUUUUCCAGCACGGUUUUCCCUCGGGCUCCACGCUCUCCCGCUGGUGCAGCCCCGGGUGGUUUGGGUGUGGAGCACCGCCAGCCUCCACCCGCUCAGGAUCCGGCCCUGGAAGCUGUCGAGUUGCAGUUACAGUUGGAGCAGGGCUUUCUUGGUGUCCCAUCUCUGCCCCCCUCUCCCGCCUCCGCCGACCCCCAGCUCCUCGCCCGGAGGAAGGGUGCGCGUAGCGUGCAUCUCCCAUCCACCGAAAUCUAUGAUCAGCUCGGUGUGUGUCUCCUCCUACCGUGGACGCAAGUCUGGGAACAAACCACCCUCCAAAACAUGCCUGAAGGAAGAGAUGGGCAAAGGGGAAGAGUCGGACAAGAUCACCAUCAAUGUAGGCGGCACCCGGCAUGAGACCUACAAAAGCACCCUACGGACUUUGCCGGGCACCCGCCUGGCCUGGCUCGCCGACCCCGAUGCCCAAAGCAACUUUGACUUUGAUGGUAAAAGCAAUGAGUUCUUCUUCGACCGUCACCCCGGGAUCUUCUCCUACGUGCUCAACUACUACCGUACCGGCAAGCUGCACUGCCCCGCGGACAUCUGCGGACCCCUCUUCGAGGAGGAGCUGACCUACUGGGGCAUCGAUGAGACGGACGUGGAGCCCUGUUGCUGGAUGACCUACCGCCAGCAUCGCGAUGCCGAAGAGGCCCUGGACAUCUUCGAGAGUCCCGAGCCCGGCGGAGGGGCCGGUGGAGAGGAGCCUGAAGAGGAAGGGGGUAGGGAGAUGGCCCUUCAACGCCUGGGCAUGGAUGACAGGCCGCCGGGGGCGGCGGGGGCUGCCGGAGGGGGUGGCUGCUGUCGGAAUUGGCAGCCCAGGAUGUGGGCGCUCUUUGAGGAUCCCUACUCCUCCAAGGCGGCAAGGGUAGUUGCUUUCGCCUCACUCUUCUUCAUCCUGGUGUCCAUCACAACCUUCUGCCUGGAGACGCACGAGGCCUUCAACAUCGAUGUCAACGUGACGGAGACCCUCGUGGUUGGCAACACGACGACGAUCCUGCUGACGCAUAAAGUGGAGACGGAGCCCAUCCUCACCUACAUCGAAGGGGUCUGUGUCCUGUGGUUCACCCUCGAGUUCCUGGUUCGCAUAAUCUGCUGUCCAGAUAAGCUUCUCUUCAUUAAAAACCUGCUCAACAUCAUUGACUUUGUGGCCAUCUUGCCCUUCUACCUGGAGGUAGGUCUCAGUGGCCUGUCCUCCAAAGCUGCCCGGGACGUACUGGGCUUCCUACGGGUGGUCCGUUUCGUCCGGAUCCUCCGGAUCUUCAAGCUGACACGGCACUUUGUGGGUCUCCGGGUGCUGGGCCACACGCUCCGGGCCAGCACCAAUGAAUUCCUGCUCCUCAUCAUCUUCCUCGCCUUGGGGGUCUUGAUUUUUGCCACUAUGAUCUACUACGCUGAGCGGAUCGGAGCCAAGACGUCCGACCCCCGCGGGAGCGACCACACUCACUUUAAGAACAUCCCCAUUGGGUUCUGGUGGGCUGUGGUCACGAUGACGACCCUGGGCUACGGCGACAUGUACCCCAAGACCUGGUCGGGCAUGGUGGUGGGGGCUCUCUGCGCGUUGGCUGGGGUGCUCACCAUCGCCAUGCCCGUGCCCGUCAUUGUCAAUAACUUUGGGAUGUACUAUUCGUUGGCCAUGGCCAAGCAGAAGCUGCCAAAGAAGAAGAAAAAGCAUAUACCCCGUCCGGCCCCACUGGACUCCCCUACCUACUGCAAAUCCGAGGAAAACUCCCCCCGUAACAGCACCCAGAGCGACACUUGCCCGUUGGCGGUAGAGGAGGGGGCGGCUGAGCGGAAACGGUCAGACUCUAAGCAGAACGGUGAGGCCAACGUGGUGCUGUCAGACGAGGAGCAGCCGCUGUCACCGACCGAUGAGGAGAAGCGACCCAUGCGGCGCUCCAGCACCCGGGAUAAGAACAAGAAAUCCUCCACGUGCUUCCUGCUGGCCACGGGUGACUUCUCCUGUGCAGCAGAUGGAGGCAUCCAGAAAGGCUAUGGAAAAUCCCGAAGCCUAAGCAGCAUAGAUGGUGUGGCAGGAUCCACGGUGGGCUUGGCUCCCCUCGCGUCCCGCUACAGCUCUCCCUGUCCUCUGCGGCGUCCCUGCUCUCCCGUCCCUUCCAUCCUCUAA